UGACUGCAUGUUGCUGCUUUUAGUUAAUCACUGAUGUGUUAAGUCUUUCAAAUAAGCGUGGAUUGAGUGAAUAGUGAGAGCUGAGGAGCGUGGAUUGUUAACCACCAAAUCCUAGGCAGUCAUCCCUACAGGCGUACCAUGUCAGAACUGGUAUUGGUAAUUCUACUGGUGAUAGGGGCUCUCUGUCCACUGGUACAUUGUAGGACCUAUUAUGCAGACGAUUGCCCGACCCGCGUCCUCACCGUCUACGAAUUUGCUUCAACAACAAUCGAAGCGUGGCGGAGUUCGGGUGACACCAUUUUCAGGUCGCCAUCGAUGUGCACCAUAAACUUUGAAGCGGGUGUCGGGAGCCGCGUUGAAGUCAAUUUCAGGGAGCUAAACAUACCUUGUGGUGGUGGAACAAAUAUCGUGUUUUACGAUGGAUCUGACACGUCGGCAAUCAAAAUCACGACCAUCGAGUGCUCGUCGCCUCUGCCAGAUCAAUUUCUGAGUUCCGGGCCAUAUCUUACAGCUGAAAUUUUCCCUGGCAUUAGCACAAGCUACGAUUUUAGAUUUUCAGUUUAUGAAAGACCCCCAGGUGUCUGCGAUGACGGCAGUUGUACGGGAGACGGGAAGCUGGAGGUAACAACUAUCCUGAAGAUCGUAGGAGCGGCAGUCGGGGUGCUCGUCCUCAUCGGUAUCAUCAUAUGGUUUAUCAUACGAUACAGAAAACAGGCACGCGAGAGGAGGAAUAACAUGGCUUCUCGGCAACAGAGAGAGCAAGAAUUCCUGGCUACGUACCAGGCGGAACACCCCGAAGCACAGGGUACGGGAGCACCCGACACAAAAGUAAACAACCUACCUCCCACUUAUGCUACAGCGACGGAUCCAAACUAUGGAUAUCCGAAACAGGCAUAAUAUGGGCCUUCCUGUGGAGAUAUUGCAGCACGAGGGCGUAUUAUUAUAUCCCAAGGAAAUCAAAAUCGGAUCAAAACUCUUCAUACGUACCUGCUUCUGGCAUUGAUAACAGUUUUCAAUUUUUGAGUGGAGUCUUAUUGGAAAGAGAUCUACUUCAGUUACAACAACAUUUUUAAAUACAUUUUAUAGCAGUAAAUGUUUGCUCGAAAUGAGCUGAAAAACUCAGGGCACCGGGAAAACUGCAAAUGACACUACAUAAGAUAGCUUGCCUUUUGCGCUAUCAGACUUAGUUUGCUCAUAACGGGAAAUUGCUGCUAGAUGCCACAACUGUGACCCUUCACUUUUCAUCUCAUUUUACCCCUUUCCUUAUAUUUUGAAAGCGAAGUGAGUAAAAAAA
Molecule: messenger RNA, 1294 nt
Organism: Lingula anatina
Lineage: Eukaryota; Metazoa; Brachiopoda; Lingulata; Lingulida; Lingulidae
Source: RefSeq, a predicted model, not a curated record